Messenger RNA from Aspergillus pseudonomiae, 1770 nucleotides. It is a transcript of the gene flbB, whose product is annotated as protein flbB. The coding region runs from base 505 to 1716 and encodes 403 amino acids. Lineage: Eukaryota; Fungi; Ascomycota; Eurotiomycetes; Eurotiales; Aspergillaceae. The transcript has 4 exons. The record is from RefSeq and is a predicted model, not a curated record. Gene Ontology annotation, cellular component: RNA polymerase II transcription regulator complex. Gene Ontology annotation, molecular function: transcription cis-regulatory region binding; DNA-binding transcription activator activity, RNA polymerase II-specific.
ACUCAUCCAGAUCCUAAUCCACUGGACCCGUCCGUUCCUUUCUACCAUCUUCACGCCGGUCGCAUCCCACAUAACUUUUCUCUUCACACAUUCUCCCAACCAACAUGGCUUCCCUGAAUGACGGAGUCUUGCCUUUGGAGGUAGAAGCGUUGAAUCGACAAAAUGAUGAACUCAAUGGUAAGUGCGUGAUGCAGUUGAUAUCGUAUUCGUGGCUUGUUUUUAUCUAUAUGAUUUUAAAACGAAUCCUGAGGUUUUUCGGGGCCAUUCUGUCGCUGGAGAUGAAAUGCGAUCCUGCUAGGCGGAGUGCUUUACUAGACUUCAUACAUUGUUAACCCAGCUACAAAAUGAUGUGCUCUUUCACGAUGCUUUUCUGUCUUCCUUCCUUUCUUUUCUUUUCUUAUCUCUCAGCAUGUCGACGUAGCAGACACGGGCUUUGCCUAGCGAUCAUUGGGUUCCAGUUGCGCUUUGGCGUUGUUUGUCUGAUUUGGUCGCUGACUCGAGACCAUGAUAGGCCGACAAUCACAGGGCAGUUUAAUGAAAGCGUCCAUGGGAACAGAAUGGUUUAGGUUUUUUGGAGGUGGACAAAAAAAAGUUACACGAGAUGGUCAACCAGCAAAACGACGGGGCCCAAAACCGGAUAGCAAGCCGGCACUUACCAGGCGCCAGGAAUUAAAUCGUCAGGCGCAAAGGACACAUCGCGAACGCAAGGAACAGUAUAUGCGAGCGCUAGAGACUGAAGUCUCACGAUUACGAGAGGCCUACACACAAGAGAUAUCCGCGGCGAAUUUGACUGUCCACCAACAUCGAGAGAUGGUUCGGUCAUUAUCGGAAGAGAACAAUAUAUUGAAAGAAAUUCUAGCCGCACAUGGCAUCAACUAUGAGGCGGAAGUGGAACGUCGCAAGGCGGAACGCACAAGUCCAACAAACGCAACAUACCAGUCUAGUCCUUUUGCCAGCAGUGUUGGAUCGCAGCCUGCAGCUGUCGCGCAGUCAGCUCCAUCAACUCAGCACGCUUACACGACGCCACCCACGACUAUCUCAGCCCCAUCUUCUAGUUUAAGCCCUAUUGUAAACGGGAUAGAGCACAUCGACGUCUCACCAACCCAAGAGUUAUCACCUCACCAAAAUUGCAAUGCUGCUCCCUGCGAUGCCUUAGCCACUCUUGACCGGAUAGCACCAGCAAGUCGUCAGCCUAAUCAGCCAGCGGGUAUCUUUGAAAAUGAUCCGCAGCUGCAAAUCGACUUUAUUUUGACGCUGGAAUCACCAUGUCGCGAACAUACCGACUAUCUCUGUCGACGAUCUAUUACGGAGGCCGAUGAUGAAGAUAUGCCUUUCUCUGGACACGCAUUAAUGGCUUCCUGUCCGCCACCCAGUUAUAUUGCCAACACAACCCAUGAACAAGCCUACCCACAUCAGACAUAUAAUCUUCCACAUGCCAAUCUGACAACAUUGCUCAACCUGAGUCGACAGCUUGUGACCGAUGGCCAAAUUACACCAAUCAUGGCCCUUCAAUGUUUGAAAAACCAUGAAAUGUAUCGCUCGUUGACCAGAGAUGACAUAAGGAUUAUAAUCGACACGCUCAACACCAAAGUCAGGUGUUAUGGAUUUGGAGCGGUGGUGGAAGACUUCGAGCUCAUGGACUGUCUGAGCAGUGUCAUCGGGACCAGGGUCGAGUUGGGAUUCUCCCGCGCCGGAGAUGAGACGCUGUAUUCAUGAUACCAUGACAUGAGUUAAUAGUUCUUUUACCCCUGACUUGGGGUGGGGGGGGGG